Molecule: messenger RNA, 2022 nt
Organism: Mesorhabditis spiculigera
Lineage: Eukaryota; Metazoa; Nematoda; Chromadorea; Rhabditida; Rhabditidae
Source: the annotation of a GenBank genome assembly
AUGUACGGCCGCCAAGAAAACUUGCCAGCAAAGAUCUGGGUGCGUGAUAAGCUGAUCGCGGAGAAAGCCGUUCAUAUCCCGACAGUGCAGCUUCCGAAAUUAUUGGAACCGCUGUUUCAAAUGCAUCGGAAUGCGACCGCAGCGGAAAUACCAACGCUUCUGAUAGAACUGGAGCGUAGCACAGGCGUCCAUAAGGACCGGAUUGCUGAGUACUUCCAUAAACGAAAUGUGGAGGAGGACACAGCUCAGAAACCAGAAAAACUAAAAUGGCUCCGGAAGGGUUUAUUCGGGAAAGACCUCUACCGCUAUGUUCAGGAGGAUAUCAGCAUCAAUGGAGAGACUAAAGUUGACCCAUGGAAGGCGUACCUGGAAGCCCCUGAAGUGGAUGUCCCCGCUGGAGACGGCGCUUACGUGGGUGCCAAUCGAACUAGCUUGGGCAUGAUUCGUGCGAUGCGUUCACGCAACCCAUUACCCUUCACGGAACAACAGUUGCUGGAAAUGUCUCGUUUGACUGGACUGAACAUACAAGCGAUCCUGAAAGCGGAUUCCCAGAGUGCAGGAGUUAAUCGUUGUGCUCCACAGCCAAGCCUGCUACUACGUAAACGUGUUCGCGGCUUUGGGUGUAACCAGUAUGUAAAACAAGUGAAUAUCCCCGAGCAACCCAAGGAUCGUAUUGGACAAAAACUAAUACAACGUGUGGAAGACCUUGUCAAGAUGUUGAAUUUUAUAACAUCCAAUGCAGAUUCCGGAUCCGUAUUCACACCAAAGACAUUGGAGAUGCUCGAAAAUCGCACGAUAGAGGAUCUUGGGAAAAUGGUGGUUCCGCCAUUCUAUGAUCUCGAUGUUCCCUGGCACUUGAUCCCUUCGAGUCCAUCUGCUCAGCAACAUUCAUUUCUCGAGCUGCAGGCUGCCUACAGGCUCGAACUGGCAAAAAUGCCGAAAUCGACGGAUAGCCAAAAAGGAAGCCGAAAGCUAAAAUCUGACGAUGAACCGACCAUGCUGACGCUCAAAGAUGGCGAAAAAUUCGAAAUCCAACUCGACAAAAAAAAUGAAAUCACGGUCAAAAAAGCUAAGAAAGAAGAAGAAGAACGCCAUAGAAAUGCCAUCAUGAAGGCCAUGGACAAGGUCGAAGCGCACUGGGACGACAAAAAGAAGCAGUAUGCGUUGGCUGGUGCGUUUGGACAAGCGAUCGGCAAAUACCUCGGGGAAGAAAUAAUAGGGAAUCCUCAGAAGAAAUUAGAACAGGUAUUUGGACAAAGCGUUGUCAAAGACACGUUCAAGUGGAUGCGAACAGCGCAAGGCCCCCUACAGGCGCUCGGCAACCUCUACGGGCCGCUCGGUGGGGCGCUCAGCGUCGUCUAUGGCUUGCUCGAUAUCCUCGAGGAGCCCACUCCUAACCCGGUUAUGGAAAUGCUGAAAGAAAUGCGUGAAGACAUGCGUAAAGGAUUCAACGAAAUUAGAAAUAAGUUGGAUGACUUGCAGAUACAGGUUGCCGCGGCUCUGGCAAAAACAAUGCAAGCGAUUGAGCGACAAACCGCGAUAAUGCAAGACUUCAUCGAGGAAGAGUGGUUUAGAACACAAAUUUCCUCUCCGUUGAGUAUUAUUUCGAGCCGAAUGGACACUGUUUUGCAUCAUUCCAACGACUGGCUUGCCCGAGAGGAAUUUGAGUAUGCCGUCAAACAAUACGAUCCAUGGGGUAUUGCGAAGCGCAUCAGUGAAGAAUAUCGCGACCGCAUGGUUGCUCUUACCAAACGCAGUCACUUUGAUCCGGCGGUGUUUGGGGAAAAAAGCGCAAAGCUCCUAAUGGCGCAUUGGCAAGCGGGUCUCAUGUUUAUCGCGACAUGGAAGGAUAACGAGGCCAUCCGGACUGGCGAGGGCUAUCAGGAGCUGAAAGGGACUUUGGACAUGGAUUACAAGCAGAUGUUGUUGACAGACACCUUGAUGCGGCAGAUCAUAACCGAUAUGCAUCUGUUGGACGCGAAGGACGCCACGAUACAGGAAAUCUAUUUUUUUUGCAAAGUG